GGCUCGGCGCUGGCGAGCCCUUCCCCGCUCCCAGCCUCUCUCCGCCGGGCGGCGGCGGCAGCAGCGCCAUGGGCUGYUUCUUCUCCCGCCGCAGGAAGCCGGCCCAGGGCGGCCAGCAGCAGCAAGCGGGAGCCGGGCAGGACUCGGCGGCCGGCGAGCAGAAAGCGCCGCAGUACAGCUGGGAUCUGCGAGCCAAGAUUGACCCCAAGGAUUACACUUUCUCUGGACUUAAGGAUGAAACAGUGGGUCGACUGCCUGGAAAAGUAGCUGGGCAACAAUUUGUCAUUCAGGAUUGCGAGAACUGUAAAAUCUACAUAUUUGACCAUUCUGCUACAAUCACUAUUGAUGACUGUGUAAAUUGCCAAAUCUUUUUAGGACCAAUAAAAGGCAGCGUGUUCUUCCGUGACUGCAAAGAUUGUAAGUGCGUAGUUGCCUGCCAACAGUUCCGCACACGGGACUGCAAAAAGCUGGAGGUGUUCUUGUGCUGUGCCACCCAGCCCAUUAUCGAGUCCUCCACAGGUAUGAAAUUUGGAUGUUUCCAGUACUAUUAUCCUGAGCUUGCUUUACAAUUUAAAGAUGCUGGUCUGAGUAUCUUCAAUAACACAUGGAGCAACAUCCAUGACUUUACCCCUGUGUCUGGAGAAAAUAAYUGGGGCCUUUUGCCUGAAACUGCUGUAGUCCAGGAUUAUGUUCCUCUGCCCAGCUCUGAGGAGCUGAAAGCUGUCAGGAUUUCUACUGAAGCUACAAAGAGCAUAAUACCAGUAACUCGAGGACGGAGACAGAAAAGCAGCGAUGAAUCGUGUUUGGUUGUGUUUUUUGCYGGUGACUACACAACUGCAAAUGCCAGGAAGUUAAUUGAUGAGAUGACAAGUAAAGGCUUUCAUCUGGUACAGACUAAAGAAGUCUUAAUGAAGGCAGAGGAUGGUCACAGAGUUUUCAAUCAGUGUGCAUCAGAAUUCAUUCCACUGCUGGAAAAAGGUCCAGUGGUUGCUUUGGAGUUCAAUGGAGAUGGCGCUGUGGAACAAUGUCGAAGUACUAUAAAUGAAGUUUUCAGUGGGACCAAGGUUUUUGUAUCAGAAAGCAAAGCAUCAGCAUCUCAAGAUGUAGACAAUUUCUACAACUUUGCUGACAUGCAGAUGGGAAUGUGAAGUUUAGCAUGAAGGUGCUCACGUUCACUUUGUUUCAGCACUUGGAUGUCACUUGGCUUGAAUAUCGCAGUAGUUUUGUCAUUUAGUUUUGUAUUUCUCAUAUAUCCCUUUUAUAAAGCCACUGGUGGUUUUAAUACCAUAUUAUCUGAACUGGAGUACACACAUAGCUCCCCAUGUGCAUUGUGUUUGAAACUUAAAUGUAGCUCCAAAAACAAUUGAACUUUUCUACUAACUUUUUUACAGUGAUUUCUAAACAUCUAUCGACACUUGAAUGUUUCAUGACAAUAUCUAAUGGUUAUACAUAUUUUAAAAGUGCAAUGCUGAUCCAAGUUUGUUGCAGUAGUAAUUGUUAUCUUUAACUCAGAUACAUUGUUUAGGAAACUUGCCCUUYAGAAUUUUCCCAUAAGCAAAUUUGUCUUCACUGGGGGUCUAGGAAGGAAGCUGUAGUCGUUGGCUUUUUCUGAAAGCUUAGUCUGAAAUGAAUUGUCCUUGCAGUAUGCUUUCAAAAGCUGUUUGUGACUUUGGCUUACUCUGCUUCAGCACUUUUUUUGAAUAAAGUUUUUUGCAGUAGCAUUUAUGGUGACCAUUGUCACGACAGCAUUCUGGUAAGAGAGCACUUGCCAGGCUUUUCUGCUUUGAGGUGAAUCCUGAGCAUGAGUUCUCUGCUGAAGCUACUCUAAGGUCUGCUCAGGUUCUUUGGCAAUACAGCUGCCUCUGGCAUUCCCAAGUCACACAUAGCAUAUACAUGAGGUUUCUUUGCGCUAGGAGCAAUAAACCUCUGGCAUGUUGUUGUUUGCUAGAAGGGUCAUACAGCAGCCAGUAGUCAGAGAAGGAUUUUGAUGGCAUUAAAAACCCCUUCCUUGCUAGACCCCAGGAGAAGGCUUUUAUAUUCAGAAGUAGUACAGAAAGUGCUGUAAAGUGCUAUACGCUGCCAUAGGGUUUAUUUUGUUUUAAUUCUAAAAAAAAAACUGAAGAAGUGCUACCAGCAUUUUGUGAGAUGCACUUGGAUAGCGUUCAGUAAUAAUGCUUAUUGCUAAAUAUUGCAUAUUAGAAUGCAAAUCUAUAUGGGUAUUAAAUAAAUGAUUGAUUUAUUUUUGCAUAUUGAAUCCCUUACUGAUUUUUCUACAUGAACUUAAAGCUUAUGUCCAGGUUUACAAGACCUCUGUAAUACUUGAACCAAUUGUGCAUGCAGGCACACAAAACCAAAUUUCACAAUUAAAACAGUGGCUUGCAGGUUGCAUAGCCUUUGCAAUUCAUUGAAUGGGUUGGGGCUKUGUUGAGGUGCUAAAGCAAUUUCCUCACUAUGGUCAUCUGUCAAAAGGGAAGAUCUUGAAAAUCUUAACUGAAAAUGAGUCUUGACUGAUCAGUUUCACAGCUCUGGAGCUCCAAAGUGGGUGGCUAAAAACCCAUCUUUAAUUAUUUGGAAUUAGCACAUGAAAGAAUCCAUUCUUCUGAAAUUCAUAAUUUUGUAAUGCACAAGAGAGAGUCUGAACUGUCAUUUUAUCGCCACUGGGCAAAUGAUUGCCAUUGGUUCAAACUAGAGAAUAUGUCCUUAGGACCUCUUGUUGCAGUUAUGCAUAGAAUAAAUAAGAAAGAGUAUCUCCUGAACAAACUAAACCACUGGUGUACUGAAGGUAAAAAAGUUGCCACUUCUCUCAAAUGCUUUUGUUUGACAAAGUGAAAGAAAAACAAGCCACCACCAGAAUCCAACUGAUAGCCGAAAUUACGACUUAUUUGCACUUAGCAAGCCAGG
Messenger RNA from Malurus melanocephalus (red-backed fairy wren), 2901 nucleotides. It is a transcript of the gene RP2, whose product is annotated as RP2 activator of ARL3 GTPase. Gene Ontology annotation, biological process: post-Golgi vesicle-mediated transport. The transcript is spliced from 5 exons. The coding region runs from base 69 to 1148 and encodes 359 amino acids. Lineage: Eukaryota; Metazoa; Chordata; Aves; Passeriformes; Maluridae. Gene Ontology annotation, cellular component: cilium; periciliary membrane compartment. The record is from RefSeq and is a predicted model, not a curated record. Gene Ontology annotation, molecular function: GTPase activator activity.